GUAUGAUUGUCACACAUUUCUUAUUAAUUUGCACUCAGGCGAAUGAGAUGUUACUCGUUGGAAAAGAAACUGACUGCGAUCGAAGCUUGUAACUACGGUUUGGUAACAGAAAUUAUUCCUCAAGCCGAAAUUGAAACAGAAAUUAACAACAGAAUGAAAUACAUGGCUGCGUUGCCGCCGAAGUCGCUCUCAUUGUCCAAGAAAUUAUGUUGCCCAGUUGAGCUGGAGAAACUUCACGAUGUGAAUAAUAAAGAAUGCGAAGUGCUUGCUCAAAAUGGCUCUCGGAGGAAUGCGCGCAAGCAGUGAUG
Messenger RNA from Xenia sp. Carnegie-2017, 308 nucleotides. RefSeq names its product enoyl-CoA delta isomerase 2-like. The transcript is spliced from 2 exons. The record is from RefSeq and is a predicted model, not a curated record. The coding region runs from base 43 to 306 and encodes 87 amino acids. NCBI's taxonomy places the organism in Eukaryota, Metazoa, Cnidaria, Anthozoa, Malacalcyonacea, Xeniidae.